Messenger RNA from Coffea eugenioides, 1996 nucleotides. Its product is annotated as protein WHAT'S THIS FACTOR 1 homolog, chloroplastic. Gene Ontology annotation, molecular function: RNA binding. NCBI's taxonomy places the organism in Eukaryota, Viridiplantae, Streptophyta, Magnoliopsida, Gentianales, Rubiaceae. The record is from RefSeq and is a predicted model, not a curated record. The coding region runs from base 334 to 1815 and encodes 493 amino acids. The transcript has a single exon.
CGAAAUUCGUUGCCAUUGCCCAUUCCUUCCCGCCACCAAUUUAACUAACUAUCAAUUGGGAAAAAAAAAAAAAGAAGGCUCUGUAAAAUUUACUUUCUCCUUGAGUUCUUUACAAAGAUAAUUCAUUCUCUACUUUGAGCAUCAAUCUUUGUGGGAUGCAUUUCAACUAUCUGAUCUCUCACCCAGGAUAAAUGUCAUCCGUGCAUUUCCCUGUUGAGGAGACUGCACGCCAACUGUUUGACGAAAUACCCAACCGAAUUUUAAGUUCCUUAUACCACUUUGGUAAGCAGUACCUAUUAAACUAGGCUCUCAGGAUACGAGUUUUUUUUUCAUAUGAUGUUAACUCUACCUGCACAACCUCAACCCCUGAAUGACAAAUCCCUUGUCUCACUUCACUCCCAAUUCCUCCCGCCAAUUCACAUUGAUCCAACAUCACAUCAUAGUCUUUGCUAUGGCAGUGUCUUUAAAUGCAACCCCAGAAAAAACAUUUCCUUCACUUCAAUAAAGUGCACCUCAAAUCCUCUUAAACUACGACGAGACCCGUCGUUGGAUAAGCAUGUAGUGAAGCAGAAUAAAAUCCGCUUCGUUCAGAAGCUCAAAACUUUGCUACUCUCCAAGCCAAAACACUUCAUGCUACUGCACAUUUUGUACAAGUGUAGAUCCUACUUAUCUUUACCUAAGCCUCGGCCCAUUCUUUCAAUGGUCCGUCGGUACCCCACUAUUUUUGAGGUCUUCACUAUCCCAGCACCACCUAUACCUAUGAAUGCUGCAAAGUGGCUCUCGCAGACCUGCAUUCGCCUCACACCGGCUGCAGCUGCACUUGCGCGUAAAGAAAUUGACCUUAAGAGGGCAAUGGCAGAGACAUUGGUAAUUAAGUUACAGAAACUCUUGAUGCUUGCUUCACACAACAGGCUUCUGCUAUCUAAGCUUGUUCACCUUGCCCCUGACCUUGGUUUGCCUCUGAACUUUCGUUCCUGGCUUUGCAACGAGUAUCCAGAUAGGUUUAAGAUUGUGGAUACUUCUUAUGGCCGUGCCCUUGAGCUUGUCCAGUGGGACCCUGAUUUGGCUAAUGUUUUACCAAAGUCUGAGGCUAAGCUUGAUUUGAUAGUGGACAGGCCCUUAAAGUUUAAGCAUCUGAAGCUUAGGAAGGGGCAAAAUCUUAAGAGACGUCAUCAGGAUUAUUUGAUAAAGUUUCAGGAGUUAGCAGAUGUGUGCCCUUAUAAAACCAAAGUGGAGGACUUGCAGAAAGAAUCGAUUGAGGCAGAGAAGAGAGCUUGUGCUUUGGUGAGAGAGGUCUUGGGGAUGACUGUUGAGAAGAGGACUUUGGUGGAUCAUCUGACACAUUUCAGGAAGGAGUUUGGGCUGCCCAACAAGUUGAGAGGGAUGCUGGUGAGGCAUCCUGAGUUGUUUUAUGUAAGUCUAAAGGGGCAGAGAGACUCUGUUUUUCUUGUGGAGGGAUACAAUGAUAGGGGCUUGCUUCUGAAUAAGGAUGAAAUAUUAGUGAUCAAAGAUCAAUUGAUGGAACUAGUUAAUGAAGGGAAAAGAGUGAGGAGAGACAAGAGGAGGAGUUGCAUUGAGAAUGAUAAAAUUGUUGAUAAACAUGAUCAUCAUAAUUGGGAUGCUGAAGAGGAUGAUGACUACGAUGAUUAUGGUGAGAGUUUGGAUGAUUUAUUUGAAUCUGAUGAUGGUUUUGUAACUGUAGAUGGUUUGGGUGAUGAUGAGAGUACUCAGAUGCUGGGGAUGCAGGAGAAAAUGGAGUUCUGGACAACUGAGGCUGUUUCCUUUUUGGAAAAUGAUAGUCGAGGACCAUGGUAGAAAUGGAUUUCUUUUGGAAUUGGUACAUUGAAACCCAUUAGUGCAUGUAGAGUAUAGGUUAAUGAAUAUGUUAUUUACUCGCCAAAAGUUUCCCAUAAUAGUUUUCCAGGUGCUCUUGCACCUAUCCUCGAGCUAUUGUAAAUUAAUCUGACAAUUUUAUUGUAAACACUUGCUUCGUUUC